GUGCUUUGUGAAUGGCCACCUGUAGUCUUCUGGGACCUGUCCCGUGUCUGCAGUCUCUGGUCAUCUCCUGUACUAUGUCCACAGUCUCUGGUCAUCUCUUGUACUAUGUCCGCAGUCUCUGAUCAUCUAUGGGAUUAUGUCUAUAUCCUCUGGUCAUCUCCUGUACUAUGUCCGCAGCCUCUCUUGUCAUUCUCCUCUUGUACUAUGUCCGCAGUCUCUGGUCAUCUCUUGUACUAUGUCCGCAGUCUCUGGUCAUCUCCUGUAAUAUGUCCUCAGUCUCUGGUCAACAGUCCUGUAUCUGUAUAUGUCCGCAGUCUCUGGUCAACUCCUGUACUAUGUCCGCAGUCUCUGGUCAUC
Messenger RNA from Staurois parvus, 357 nucleotides. Lineage: Eukaryota; Metazoa; Chordata; Amphibia; Anura; Ranidae. The record is from the annotation of a GenBank genome assembly.